AUGAAACAUGAUUUAACUGUUUUCAUGUUUUACAGUUACAAAUUUAAAUUUAUCAAAACCAUUACGAUACAUCAUUAAAUGUGGAUGAAAUUUAUCUAGCAUAAUGAAGAUUUAUUUUAGAAACUAUAAUAAAUUUAAUUUUCUUUAGAUUAAAUUUCAUCCAUUAUAAUACAAAGGUAUAUUUAUAUAUUAAUGAUUUUUAUAGUCAUAUUGAUAAUAUCCAUCUUAGAAAUCAAUUACUUGAAUAUCUUAAAUUUAAAUAGAAUCAAAAUAACUUUCCUAUCUACUCCAAAAUUAUUAUCAAUAAAAUACUUACUCUUUUACUUAAUCCUAAUUUAAUUUGUUAUCAUUUACCUAUUAAUUUUGAAUCUUAUACUCUUGUCUUAGAUAUGGAUGAAACUAUUAUUUAUUAUGAUGGCGAUAAAGUUCAUCAACGUCCAUUCUUAUUAACUUUUUUAAAAUAAAUUAGCAGAAUAUAUGAAUUAAUUUUAUUCACUGCAGGCUUAGAAUCAUAUGCUAAUAGAAUUUUAAAUCAACUUACUAUUAAAAAAUACUUUAGUUAUCUUCUUUUUAGAUAACAUACUAAUAUUUAUUAGGAUUUCUAUGGAAAAGAUCUUAGAAAAUUAGGAAGAUUAUUAUCAAAAACUAUUAUUAUAGAUAAUACUCCUGAAUGUUUUAGUUUAUAACCAGAAAAUGGAAUAUAAAUUUAGACAUGGAAAGGAGAAUAAUCUGAUACACUUCUCUUAAUCUUAAUACCAAUAUUGAAAACUAUUAGAUUUAGUAAUAAAGAUAUAAGAAUAAAAUUAAGAGAAUAUAAAAAUUAUUCUGGUUUAAUAUUCCCUAAAUGA
Paramecium pentaurelia is the source of this 848-nucleotide messenger RNA. The record is from the annotation of a GenBank genome assembly. NCBI's taxonomy places the organism in Eukaryota, Ciliophora, Oligohymenophorea, Peniculida, Parameciidae.